AGUUAUUGAGGCUGAUUCAGUGAAUUGUGUUUGUGUAUGUUUCCCAUUUUGACCUCCACCAACCCACGACCCACCCCGUGGCCUCAUCAAAGAGGCAACCUGGUUUUCUUUUCCAUUAAAGAAAGAAGGUAGGUUGGUGAAAUUUCUAUAUUCAAAUAAUCUAUAAUAUUCAUCGUCGUCCUCCAGAGCUCUAAAACCCUAACCCAUUUCAUUGCAUUGCAUUUCGUUUCCUUUCAUUCCCAGAGUUUAGAUGGCGACCCUAUCAAAGAUAUCGAACCCAGUCGCAGCGGGAUCAUCAUCAACAGGGUUCAACAACACUAGAUCUUCGACUUCUCAGCGUUGUUUUAUUCUAGAUUUUAACUCCAAAUCGCCCUUCAAAUCAUCUCGCUUUUCUUUGUCUGCUAAUCGCGCUUCAUCCUUUCCCUUCCUUGUGAAAUGCUCACAGUCCACUGGAAAUGGAAGCCCUGUAAAAAGGACAACUUUGCAUGAGCUCUACGAGAAGGAGGGGCAGAGUCCCUGGUAUGAUAAUCUCUGCCGACCUGUCACUGAUCUGCUCCCUUACAUUGCUAAUGGUGUUAGAGGUGUCACCAGCAACCCUGCGAUUUUUCAGAAAGCUAUAUCCUCUUCAGAUGCUUACAACGAUCAAUUCAGGGAACUUAUAAAAUCUGGGAAAGAUAUUGAGAGUGCUUACUGGGAGCUGGUAAUCAAGGACAUUCAAGAUGCAUGCAAACUUUUUGAGCCAAUAUAUGAUCAAACAGACGGAGCUGAUGGUUAUGUUUCGGUUGAAGUUUCUCCUAGACUUGCUGAUGACACCAAAGGCACCGUGGAAGCUGGCAAGUGGCUUCAUAGAGUUGUUAACCGCCCAAAUGUUUACAUAAAAAUUCCGGCUACUGCUCCCUGCAUCCCUUCAAUAAAGGAAACUAUCGCCAACGGUAUAAGUGUCAAUGUUACUCUCAUUUUCUCUCUUUCAAGGUACGAGGCUGUGAUAGAUGCAUACUUAGAUGGGCUGGAGGCAUCUGGUCUCGAUGACCUCUCCAGAGUGACAAGUGUGGCUUCCUUUUUUGUUAGUAGGGUUGACUCCUUGAUUGAUAAGUUGCUUGAAAAGAUAGGAACGCCAGAAGCUCUUGAUCUCCGUGGGAAGGCUGCUGUGGCCCAAGCAACUUUGGCAUACCAACUUUAUCAGAAGAAAUUUUCUGGUCCAAGGUGGGAGGUGUUGGUUAAAAAAGGUGCAAAGAAGCAGAGGGUACUGUGGGCUUCUACAAGUGUAAAGAAUCCAUCCUACCCAGAUACUCUCUAUGUUGACCCACUGAUUGGACCUGAUACUGUUUCAACCAUGCCGGAUCAGGCCCUUGAAGCAUUUAUUGACCAUGGAACAGUAUCUAGGACAAUAGAUAGAAAUGUCUCUGAGGCUGAAGGCAUAUAUAGUGCACUUGAAAAGUUGGGAAUCGAUUGGAACCAGGUCGGCUCUCAGCUGGAAGUCGAAGGAGUGGAGUCUUUCAAGAAGAGCUUUGACAGCCUGCUUGAUACCCUGCAAGAGAAAGCAAACUCCCUGAAUUUGGUUAACCUAUAAUUCUAUGAAUCAGAGGGUUUUAAAAUAAAUGAUGUAUUUUAAUGAGUGUAUAACUGAUCGGGUUUUAUGCAUUUGUAUUUUAACAAAUAUAUAUGUUGUUAGAGACUUGAAUAAAAGUGGCUGGGUCGCAUAAGUGCUAGGUGGAUUUGCCGUCUGUCAGUUGUGGCAUGGCAUGGCAUGGCAUUUGACCCAGUAUGAUUUUUAUAUUAUCAACUUAAGAUCAAACAGUUGGACAUUUCGUUUCUGUUUA
This is a messenger RNA of Spinacia oleracea (spinach), 1820 nucleotides long. RefSeq lists its product as uncharacterized. The transcript is spliced from 7 exons. Gene Ontology annotation, cellular component: intracellular anatomical structure; cytoplasm. Lineage: Eukaryota; Viridiplantae; Streptophyta; Magnoliopsida; Caryophyllales; Amaranthaceae. Gene Ontology annotation, biological process: pentose-phosphate shunt; carbohydrate metabolic process. Gene Ontology annotation, molecular function: transaldolase activity. Bases 251 to 1570 code for a protein of 439 amino acids. The record is from RefSeq and is a predicted model, not a curated record.